AUGGAUUCAGAAACUAUUCUCCCUCCAGAACCAAUUAUUCCCAAAAUUCAAAUCUUCGAGUCACCAGGACCAACCACUAAUUAUGUCGCGAAAAGAAAUAAAAUGAAAAAAAACUUUAGACAUAAACAAAGAUCUGGGCUUUAUACCGAGGAUUCAGUCAGUGAUGGAUAUUCCACUGACGAUGGAUCUCUCGUCUCUCCGAGGGUUUUAAAAAAGACUAAUGUGAAGAAAGAAGGAUUUGACGAUUUUAUAAAGAGGCGCCGUAACGAGUUAGAAAGACAAAGAUCUUCCAUUUCGUUAUACACUUCUCCGGUUCUCGUCAUGACUUAUUUUAUAGCAUAUAUAAUUCAGCAAGGGAAAUCAACUUUUGAAUACGUACAAUCGAGAAAAUGGGUUUUAUCAUCUAUACCAGCAUUGGGUAUACUAAUUCAAUUCGCAUUGUUAGUCGAAGGAUCCCAUCAGGAGAUGAUAUACCAUGCUCAAGCAUCAAUUUUUUGGUAUUGCUACUGGAUUGGAUUGGGAAUUGCGUCAUCGAUAGGUCUCGGAACUGGCUUGCACACAUUUUUAUUAUUUCUAGGACCUCAUAUUGCAGAAGUAACAUGGGUGGCCUAUAAGUGUGGAAACCUAAACUUUGAAACCCAUGAAACAACCGUUACCAUCUCACUUAUGAGUAUUUUUCAUAAAGUUCUAUGGGAAUCUUUCUUUUGGGGUUUAGGUACAGCAUUAGGCGAACUACCACCAUAUUUUGUCGCUAGGGCUGCUGCUCUAUCGGGGAGCCGAGGUGAAGAGUUAAAACAUAUCGAUGCCUUAUUGGAGCAGUCUCCAGAAAGUAUAUCCUACAAAGAACGGAUUCUAAUAUUUAUCCAUAGGUUAAUGAAAAGACUUGGGUUUUUCGGAAUAUUCCUAUUUGCUUCAAUUCCAAAUCCGUUAUUUGAUUUAGCGGGUGUCAUCUGCGGUCAAUUUUUGGUUCCAUUUUCAACAUUUUUUGGUGCAACAUUUCUUGGUAAAGCAGUGGUUAAAUCUUCUAUUCAGACCAUAUUUGUAAUAUUAUUGUUCUCACAAGAUACAAUCGAUACGCUUCUCGAUCUUACGCAUCGAUACAUCCCUUAUUUAUAUGAUAUACUUCAAGUCACUGUUCAACGGCAAACAAAAAUGUUAAAGGGAGGAGAGAUGGAUAUUUCAGAUCUUGUACCAGGAAGCCCAAGUUAUAUAUCGAUUAUUUGGAAUACACUUUUUAAUUUAAUGCUAGCUUACUUUGCUCUUUCAAUUAUUGAAACCUUUGCUGUCUCAUACCUUAAAAGAGUGCAUGAUCAAGAAAUUGAAGCUUUAGAGCAAAAAGCAAAAGAAAAAGCUAGUAAUGACGGGGAAGACAAUUCACUGAAUUUAUCCCAAAUGUCAAAAAGUAUGAUUGAAACUGAACAAAAAUGUGAACGGGACUUGGGCAGGGGAUAUUCAAGUGAUUAG
Molecule: messenger RNA, 1464 nt
Organism: Acaulospora morrowiae
Lineage: Eukaryota; Fungi; Glomeromycota; Glomeromycetes; Diversisporales; Acaulosporaceae
Source: the annotation of a GenBank genome assembly